GUUAUUGCUUUCAAUGAUACCAGUGCCAAAUAAUGCAUCAAAUCAUGCAAUCAAAAAUAUUUUUCGUGUAACUACAGGUUUCACCAAACUCAGUUUAAAUGAAAAGUAAGCUCUUGUACAAACAAUGUACAAUUGUAGUAUGUUCUUAUUAUUAUGAACAUGUAUAUCUUAUAUUAUUACGUUACCAGGAAUAUUUUACAAAACAUAUUUGACAUUAAAAUUAUGGACAGGACAAUGGACAGUAUUUCGCCGUCAAAACAAGAUUGUUUAUAUAAUAACAAUGUGUCAAAUUUUAAGUUAUCCCUUUGUGAAGGUUUUCCUUUCCGAGGUUUCCCUGAGAACGAAAUUCCUACGAUUCCGAAUAAUGUAAAAAGCGUAAAUUAUUUGCUUGAUAAAAAAUGUGAUCCCACUAAAAUUGAUAGCACUGAAUCAUGUCUUUCUUACUCAUCUCGUCAGGCAGACACGUGUUCUUUGAAGACAUAUAAUAAUGCGACAAUAACGAAUUUCUGUCACGACAAAAUUUCUCGACAACCUAAUAACGUUAAACUUGAAAAAUCUGAAGAUAUCAAUGCAUUUAAUAAAGAUAAAAAUUCCGGCAUUUCACAGAUAAUAAUCGAUGUCAGGCAAAACGCAAUAAUUAAACAAACAAUUAAAGACAAUACCUAUCAAAUGGAUGUGUGCUUGGACGGAGAUGAAAACGUUGUCGUAGAUGUACUGAGACAAAAUGUGGUAUUUUCCUUUAAAGUCUAUACUUGUAUAAGUAAUUAGAUUCGUAAAAUU
This is a messenger RNA of Ooceraea biroi (clonal raider ant), 780 nucleotides long. RefSeq lists its product as uncharacterized. NCBI's taxonomy places the organism in Eukaryota, Metazoa, Arthropoda, Insecta, Hymenoptera, Formicidae. The record is from RefSeq and is a predicted model, not a curated record.